Molecule: messenger RNA, 108 nt
Organism: Trichoderma gamsii
Lineage: Eukaryota; Fungi; Ascomycota; Sordariomycetes; Hypocreales; Hypocreaceae
Exons: 1
Coding region: 1-108 (35 amino acids)
Source: RefSeq, a predicted model, not a curated record
AUGACAAGCCGCCAGCGAAAAAAAAACGAUACUCCCCGUUUCUCUUCUAUCGAGGUGGAUAGGGCGGGACAACCAUGUGUCAAGAGAAGACUGGGGCGUCUAGUCUAG